AUGGACCAAACAAAGCGAAGACACUACUCGCAGCUCUCCCAGCAGCUGCAGCUCCUGCAGAAGAACCUGGAAGCGACCACGCAGCAUGUAGAGACCAUGUCCGUGCAGUGCAAUGAGCAUCUCGUGAACAAGCUUGGCAAGAUCCAAGCAUCAUGGUUCAUCGGGGGAAACCGGUGUUUCGAGCAGGAACUGCUGGGGAAACGUUAA
Messenger RNA from Eremothecium gossypii ATCC 10895, 207 nucleotides. It is a transcript of the gene HSK3, whose product is annotated as Hsk3p. The transcript has a single exon. Gene Ontology annotation, biological process: attachment of spindle microtubules to kinetochore. Lineage: Eukaryota; Fungi; Ascomycota; Saccharomycetes; Saccharomycetales; Saccharomycetaceae. Gene Ontology annotation, cellular component: DASH complex. The record is from RefSeq and is marked provisional. Bases 1 to 207 code for a protein of 68 amino acids.